Messenger RNA from Adineta ricciae, 7437 nucleotides. The record is from the annotation of a GenBank genome assembly. NCBI's taxonomy places the organism in Eukaryota, Metazoa, Rotifera, Eurotatoria, Adinetida, Adinetidae.
AUGAGUGAAGAAAUCAAAGAUAAUGAAGAUAUUCACUCCGACAAACCUAAUCAAGACGGCGAUGAAGAUGACAAUCAAAAAGUAUCUCUGAAUGAUCCUGACGAAGAGAAUGAACCAUCUCUUGCGACACCCAACGGGCAUGAAACACCGUCGUUAGCAUCUUUCUCGGAUGUAAUUGUCGAAAAACAAGAUGAGUCACCAGUCAUCGUAGAAGAAAGUCAUCAUCAAAAUCUCCUAGAAAUUAUCGCCGAUAAAUCAAAUAAAGAUGCAAGUUCAACUAUAUUGAACACGCUCGUAGACGGUGAUUUCGAUGUAGAUAAGAAUUAUAUUAUUCAAAAGCCACAAAAUCUUUACGAACUAUUUUCUAUUUUCAAUCAAAUGUCUCCAUCGUUACAAGCUGAAAUUCUUAGUGUUUUGAUUGGUAUUAUGCGAAAGAGCGAACGGAAUUUAUUAGCUUGUAUCGAUGCUAAAAUUUACAAGAAAGUGUUCGAAUUAUUGGACGAUAUUGAAAAUGACGUUGUGGCGAAUUUGUUGGUGGAUAUCUUGACUGUGUUAACAUCGUUGACGAUUAAUGUUAAUGAACUGAAGCUUCUUUUACGGUAUUUGAAAACUGAGAACAAUACUUGGAAAAAGCACGCUGUGAAAUUGUUAAAUAUCUUCAAACACCUUCCAUAUCGACAUGGACCCGAUGAAUUUUUUAACUUUCCUGGUCGGAAUGGCUCCGGUUUGGUUUUACCACCGAUCAAAACAUGGCCGUAUCAAAAUGGUUUUACUAUCACAACAUGGUUUCGAAUCGAUCCGGUUGCUAAUGGUGUGAUGGAAAAGGAAAAACCUUAUCUGUAUUGGUUUUGUACAUCAAAAGGACAUGGUUACACUGCACAUUUUGUUGGUAAUUGCUUGGUCAUAUCCUAUUCGAAGUUGAAAGAGAAGAAUUUUCAACAUUGCAUCCAAUACGAAUUCAAACCACGUGAAUGGUAUAUGAUAACACUGGCACAUCAAUAUCAACGUUGGGGUAAAAGUAGUGUUCAGUGUCAUAUCAAUGGUCAACAAGUGUCCGUGGCUUAUUUUCCAUGGAGUAUUGAAAGUGGCGAUGUAUUCGAUAAAUGUUAUGUUGGUUGUACGCCUGAUCGAAAUGACUUAACAAGUUUUUCCGGACAAUUGUCAACGUUCUAUCUGUUCAGUCUAUACUUGGAACCAAUGAUUGUUCAGGGUCUUUUCAAAUUAGGACCCGCAUAUAAAAAUUUGUUUAAAUUUGAAAACGAAAGUGCACAUAUUUUGACCGAAGCACAACGUAAAGCGAUGUACGAUGGGAAGCUGAUGAGUUCAAUCGUAUUUAGUUACAAUCCAACUGCAUGCGAAGAGAAACUUGUUUUUCAAGCUGGUCCGAAAAGCAAUGUUUCUCAUUUUGUUCAUAAUGCUCAUGCACAAAUGUUAAGCCAUGUUCGAUCUGUUGUGACUCAUUCCAUUUAUUCAACAUUUCAUUCCAUUGGCGGUGUCCAAGUCAUUUUUCCGCUGUUUGAUCAACUGGAUGAUCAACAAAUGAAUGGUUCGAUUAAUUACAAUAUUUGUUCAGUUUUAAUUCUCACUCUUUGCGAAUUAAUUGAACGUUCAUAUACGAUUCAACAUCAAAUGCUUAGUUCAAAAGGCUUUCUCACCAUUGGUUAUUAUCUAGAAAAGUCAUCGAAAGAACAUAUCAACAUGGAAGUACUGAAUGCUUUAAUAUCUUUAACAACAUUCUUCUUGAAAAUUCAUAGUAAAAACAGUCCAUUGUUGUUGAAACAACUGUUUGUGCAUAUCUUUUUUAAUCCGUCCAUUUGGAUAUACUGCUCCGUUGACGUACAAAUGCGCUUGUAUACUUAUUUAGCAACUGAAUUCGUCACUUACAAUGAAAUCUAUCAUUCCAUUCAGCCAAUAAGUGGAAUCAUUCAAACAUUGCAUACACUAAAAUAUUUCUACUGGAUUGUCAAUCCAAGCAGCUAUCAGGCAAAAGCCGUCGACGAUAAUCGACCGACACGCGAACAAAUCGUCGAAUUGAGAAGUUACAUGCUUUUAUACAUGAAGCAGUUAGUUAUCAGCAGUCCGGGUACACAAGAAGAAGAACUUCAUGCUAUUCUUAACUAUCUUCAUACUGUACAUGAAGAUGAAAAUUUAAUCGAUGUCUUAGACAUGGCUGUUAAUUUGAUGUCAGAACAUCCGAAAACAAUGGUACCUGCGUUUGAUCGUCGACAAGGUUUAAGAACGGUUUUCAAGUUGAUUGGGAAUAAUAGUGAAGCAACACGUUUACAAGCUUUAAAAUUGUUUGGAUUCUUCCUUCAACGCAGUACAGUCAAACGAAAAACAGAGGCUAUGCAACCGUAUAAUCUAUUUUCAAUACUAGCUGAUCGUUUAUUGUUGAAUCCGAAUGGUUUUACCAUGUCAACGUACAACAUUCUAUUCGAAAUACUAGUCGAGAGAGUCAGCGGACCUAUUGUUGAAAAACGAUCUGCAGAGAUCACUGGCGAGUGGAAAAUUGAAAAUCCAGCGAUGAUCAAAGUGAUUGCAACGUUACUUCGAAAUUCACCGGAUAAUAUUCAUUUAUACGAUAUAAAAUCUCGUUUUCUCGACGAUAUGAUUUUGCUAUCGUCGUCAAGUCGAGAAAAUCGAAGAAUCAUUCUACAAAUGUCUGUUUGGCAAGAAUAUCUCAUUGGUUUGGCUUAUAUUUAUCCAUCCAAUGAUCGGCAAACGGAAGUGACUGAACGUGUUUUUGAAUUACUGAAAAUUCUAUUACAUCAUGCAAUCAAACUUGAGUUCGGCGGAUGGAGAGUGUGGAUUGACACGCUUUCAAUUUUACAUGGACGAGUAACCAAAGAAGACUACUAUCGAAAGGUUAACAAAAUGGUAGAGAAUAUGAAAAAUGAUGAUGAAAAUGAAGCAAAAACGCCAACAGGAAGUGGACCGGAAACGCCGAUUGACGGACAUCCAGUUUUCACACCAACUAAAUCUAUUUCUAAUCGUCAAUUGUUCAACAAAAGCAAUCAAUUACCACCAUUCUCUAUUUCGGAAUUCAAAUAUUCUCCAUUGCACAUUCGUCUGUUGCAUAGUGUUUUCGAUUCCAUUGAAUUCGAUGUUCGUGCAUGGCGAGUAGAUACAACAAAACCAAUUACUGAUGCAAUCAAUAAUGCAGAUAAUCAAGUAUUUUGUGUUAAUGUCAUUCAUAUCAUUUCACAAAUGGCAGAUGUUUUAUGCAAUGCAUGUGGCGGUCUUUUACCAUUGUUAGCCAGUGCAACAUCAGCUUCACAUGAUGUCGAAGUAUUGGAAAAUACUGAAGGCUUGACACCAGUGAAUGCAUUGAAAAUCUUGAAACGUGUGAUGAGCUUGAUGGAUUUAUUUAUUCUUACGAAUACAUCAAGCUUGGUAGAAAUCGAACAAGAUAAAAAUAUGCCGAACGGAGGAAUUCUACGACAAUGUUUACGUUUAACCAUGACUACAGCUGUCCGUCAGUGUGUCGAAGGUCGGUUCCAACGAUUUGAUUCAUCAGCGGCAGCAAAACCGGCAACUGCACAAGCAAAGACUUCGAUGAAAGAUCCGAUUGAAUCCAUACUUGAAUUAACCUAUCUGAUGAAUACAUCACAAGAAACAGAUGAAAAUGAGACUAUGGAAAACCUCUUGAGUUCGUUUAUAAAAACUCCUGGUUCUGUUUUACAGGAUAUUGAUAUUCACCGUUUACGUGCGAUUAUCUACCGUGAUGUGGAUGACUCGAAACAAACACAAUUUCUGGCUUUGGCUAUUGUUUACUAUGCAUCAGUAUUAAUGGUAUCACGAUAUCGGGAUAUUAUCGAAUCAAAUCAGAGUUCGUUAUCAAGAACAACAUCGAUUAUGAGUACGGCUAGCAGCCUUCGUAACGGUUCAACUAAUGAUGGAAAUAUCGAUACAGCAAGUAUCAAUGGUUUGAGUUCAAUUGUAGCACCGAUCACAAAGAAUCAAAAAACAUCAAAUUCAUCAAUCAAAUCCGAUGAACGAGCAGAUGUAGACAACGAAACGGACGAUACGGAUUCGCAAUCAGUCGGUCAAACAUCAAUAGAUUUAAAUGGCUCAAAUUCAGCUACUACCCCAUACACAAGUAUUGCCAGCAUUCCAAUAAAUGAUCCCGCAACGCUUGAACAAAGUCAAAUAUCAGAAGCAAAACUUCCGGACUACCCUAAAACAACGUUUAAUACCAAUGAACCGUCGGCGAUGAAUAUUACUGAGAAAUUAGAACGAACCCUUUCGAAUGUUGCACCAUUCCUUCGAGAUUUAUUUGCAGAAUUUUCCCAUAUUCUUUCCAAAACAUUAGUUGGUUCACAUGGACAGGAACUGAUACCGAAUGGUUUACAUGCUUUGAAACAGAGCGCGUCAGUUGUCGAACUGGUCAUGCUUUUAUGUUCACAAGAAUGGCAAAACUCACUUCAAAAACAUGCUGGCUUAGCCUUUAUCGAACUCGUCAAUGAAGGCCGUCUACUUGCACACGCAAGUAAAGAUCAUGUAGUGAAAGUAGCGAACGAAGCUGAUUUUAUUCUUAAUCGUAUGCGUGCGGAUGAUGUCCGAAAAGCGAGUGACUUCGACCAACAAUGCAGUCAAGGUACAUCUGAACGUCAACGAGAAGAAGAAUUGUCUGAUCAUUUUAUAACAUCAUCCCGUCAACGGUAUAAUUCGACAGCGUUACACUUGAAGGAUAAAUUUUUCGCCCAAAUGAUGAAUGAUAAAGAUCACUAUUUGAACAAUUCAUGUUUAUUUUGGAAAUUGGAUCCAUGGGAAGAUGAUUUAAGACGACGACGGCGUUUAGUUCGAAAUCCUAUUGGUACUUCUCAUAGCGAAGCAACAGAAAAUGUUUCAUCGAAUGAAACAGCUGAUGAUGUGAUGGCAACUGUCCGCAAUGAAGAACAUCUGUUAAAACAAUUGAAACAACAGAAAACACAGAACUUCACUCCGAAUAUUAAUGAAGAAGAAGAUUUAUCACAGAUCGAUGAAAAAGAUCAUGAGCUUGACUUCUCAGGUCCAAUCUGCUAUUCGAUUGAAUGUUCGCUUAUUUCUGGAACGAAUGCUAUACGCGGAGUCUUAGCUAUUACGCAUCGUGCCAUGCUAUUCAAUGCCAGCGAAGACGACGAAAGUUUUCGAAAUUUGGAUCCUAAAAUACUCCCGUUCAUUGAUAAUCUAUAUGGUAAAUGGCAUUUCCAUGAGAUACGCGCGAUCUUUUCCCGAAAAUAUCUUCUACAAGAUAGAGCGUUGGAAAUAUUUGUUUCGAACCGAACAAGCAUAAUGUUUGCUUUCGCUGAUCGAACUAUCGUUAAAAAAGUCGUUAACUGCUUACCACGUGUGGGCGUCGGAGGCCGUUACGGAUUACCACAACAACGACGAACGUCAUUAGCAUCGGCAAAACAAUUAUUUCGUUCUGCGAAUAUGACACAACGUUGGCAACGGCGAGAAAUUUCCAAUUUCGAAUAUCUUAUGUAUUUGAAUACGAUUUCGGGUCGAAGUUAUCAAGAUUUAGAUCAAUAUCCGAUAUUUCCAUGGAUCAUAGGAGACUAUGACAGUGAGAAACUCGAUUUAAAUAGUGCAUCUACUUAUCGAGACCUGUCCAAACCCAUCGGUGCAUUGAAUCCAACACGAAAAGCAUUCUUUGUCGAACGUUAUAAUACUUGGGAAUCGGAUUCAGUCCCAGCAUUCCAUUACGGAUCGCAUUAUUCUACGGCAUCAUCAACACUUAAUUGGCUUAUUCGACUUGAGCCAUUCACAUCGUAUUAUUUGAAUAUGCAUGAAAAUAAAUUUGAGUCACCUAAUCGAACGUUCUAUUCCGUCUCUGAUGCUUGGCAAAACUGUCAACGUGAUUCGUCCGAUGUCAAGGAGUUGAUUCCAGAGUUUUACUCAGUGCCAGAAUUCUUGACUAAUUUCAAUAAUUAUCAAUUUGGUCAAACAUCAGAUGAUCAUACUAUCGAUGAUGUUACUCUGCCAAAAUGGGCUCAAACACCGGAAGAUUUCGUUCGAAUGAAUCGAGCGGCUUUGGAAUCCGAAUUUGUCUCAUCACAUCUGCAUCAAUGGAUUGAUUUAAUCUUUGGUUACAAGCAGAAAGGACCCGAAGCUAUUCGAGCUGUCAAUGUUUUCUAUCAUUUAUCAUACGAAGGUGCGAUCAAUUUCGAUCUUAUGACCAAUCCAGUUGAUCGUGCAACAAUUGAGCGGCAAAUCAAAAUGUUCGGUCAAGUUCCAUCACAACUUCUUAGCGAACCACAUCCACCACGAAACUCAGUUGUACCAACCACUCCAUCAGCCUUCAACACUACAACGGAAGACGUUUCGAUGAUUAUGAAAUUUUCGUCAAACGCACCAAUUAUACACGUUGCUGCCAAUACCAAUUCAACGCUAGCCACUCAAGCUGUAGUAACCAUUAGUAACAAGCAUGAUUUUUCAAUUAACAAAUAUAAUGCCAAUACUGGCCCGUCGGCAUCAUCGACUUAUACAGAAACAGCUCAAACUGCGAAUACUCAACAACCACAAUUACCCUUGAGCAUGGAUUCACUCUUAGUAUUAAAUACUGGAUUACAUCGUCGUCAUCUGGGUGAUGCAUUCGAUGAACGUAUUCAACAACGUCAUCAGAGCUUUGUCAUUACUGCUGACAAUCGGUUUAUCAUUUCAACGGGCUAUUGGGAUAAGAGUUUCCGCGUACAGAAUACCGACAUGGCCAAGACGAUACAAGUUCUGUACGGUCAUUUCGAUGUGGUCACAUGCGUAUGUCGUUCGGAAGUUACCGCUAGUGGAAACUGUUUCAUUGCAACUGGAUCACGAGAUGCAACAGUUUGCAUUUGGGUCUGGAACGGAUCAAAAGGAGCCAUCGUUGACAAAGAAUUUCCCAAUCAAGAUAUUAACCCGUCGCCAUCAGCGAUUCUGACAGGUCACGAUAGUGAUAUAACAUGUCUAUGGAUUUCAGCUGAACUUGGUAUGGUUCUAAGUGGCAGCGAACAUAGUUUCGUUCUUCAGCAUACCCUCAAUGGUGACAUUUUACGAGCUUUCGAGAAUCCAUGUGACAUGUCUACUCCACGUUUAUUAUCACCAUCCAAUGAUGGUGAUAUUAUCGUUUGUUACAAUCGAUCAAAUCUGUGUUUAUACACAUUAAAUGGAAAAUUAAUGCGACAAGCUAUUUUUGAAGAUGAAACUAUUCAAAGUUUUGUAUUGAAUGCCGAUAGCCAAUACACAGUUAUUGGAGGUGAUCGUGGCUUCGUUCAAAUCCUUCGAACACACGAUUUACAACCGGUUUAUACAUAUCCGCAAUGUGAUGCUAGUAUUCGUUCAUUAGCCAUAACUCACGAUCAAAAAUACAUCAUGGCUGGUCUGUCGACAGGUUGUUUAAUUGUUUUCAAUGUUAACUUCAAUACUCUUAAUCAAUCACGUCGCGAACCAGCAACUAUAGUUCCUAGUUCUGUUUCAUGA